UACAGACAGUCUGAGGUGGUGGUGAAAGUGAACAGUAAUCGUAUGUGGCAGAGGAAUUAUUGGUUAAAAUAACAAACAAAUAAACAAGCAAAUAAAUACGUGCUGCCACUUUGGAUACGUUCGGAAACUGAAGAGAUGAGAUCCUAUGCUGUACUGUGUGCCCUUGUGCAGCUCGCUUUUGAGCUAUCGUCAUGCACACGUCUCCAGGUGGUACCUGGUUCCACUGUAGAUCUGCCAUGUCGUAUGUUCCAAUCUGAUAAUGCUGAAGCCGUCAUUACUUGGAAAUUCAAUGGUAAGGAUAUCAGUGAAUCGUCACCAGGCUCUUUCAGAACGAAAAAGAACGGCUUCUAUCUGUCUAUUUUGACUGUAACUGCUGCCAAUGAGGGCGAGUAUGUGUGCUUGUGGAAGGAGAACAAUGUUGAGUUAAUGAACACGUACGACAUCGUAGUUGAUGCGUCAGUGAGCUAUGCCAUUAAGGUUAUCGAAGGCUCAAGUGUUCACCUGCCUUGUCAUUUCCCACUGAGCACCCAAGUCAAUUCCAAUGCUCUUUGGUUCAGAGAGACAUAUGCUGGUACAAGUACAGUGCUGACUCUUGGAAAUCAGUCAAGCGAUGGUAACAACAGACUGAAGCUGCUUUAUCCUGAUGACCAUGAUCAAACCAUUCUACUCAGAGACACAGUCAUGGACGAUGCUGGUAUUUACCAGUGUAGAUCUGAGGCUGGGGUGAAGUUAAGCACCAUACAUGUUAUUGUUGAAGCUGCACCGACUCCUGCUCCUCACAUGUGUAAGGGCUUCACCACAGCAUGGGAGCCAUGUGAGGACACCAGCAGCCACUUAGGGGAGCACAUGCUGAAGGAGUCAAUGACAGAAUUCUCCAUGAAGAUCUACUCCUUCCUCAGAGAGUCAAAUCCCUCCAGUAACUUGCUCUUUUCUCCCAUCAGCAUCAAUGGGAUGCUCUCCCAUUUGUUGCUUGGUGCAAGGGGUGACACACGCAAAGCCAUCGAAGCGGCAAUUUAUGUGCCUCAGAAAUUCUACUGUGUUCACUUCCAGAUGAAGAAGCUGAGAGAGAAGCUGGUCACUUCCUUGCAGAUGGCUUCUCAGAUCUACUAUAAGUCAGAAAUGGAUCUGAGUGAUUCCUUUACAAACCAGUCCAUUCAAUUCUAUGAAGCAGAGCCUACCAGACUGUUGAACAACAGCGAGGAGAACACGCAGAUGAUUAACAGCUGGGUGGCAAAUAAAACAAGAAAUCAAAUCACACAUUUGGUUGACUUCAUUUCUCCCGCUACACAACUGAUCCUGCUCAACGCUGUCUCCUUCAGCGGUCAAUGGAAAGUCAAGUUUGAUGUGAAUCCAAAACAGGAAUUAUUCACAACACUGAAUGGUGAUAUGGUAUUUGUGCCAAUCCUCACUCACGAUGACUACCCUUUGGAAAUGAUGUAUGACCCUGCGCUAGAGACACAGGUGGGGAGGUUCGCUCUCUCAGGUGACAGCAGUCUUUACAUCCUGUUGCCACCCUCCAACACAAUUAUUGAUCUACAACGAGUGGAGGAAAAGAUGACAGACUCAUCUGUGCGACAGAUGAUAGAAAAAAUGAAAAAAACCCGUCCUCAGUAUCUUGAGGUUAUUCUGCCCCAAAUCAAACUGGAAGUCCAGCCAGACAUGAAUGUACUUUUGAAGAAUUUAGGGCUCUCGUCACUCUUUGAGGGUGCCAACCUGUGUGGCCUCUCCCCUGAAGGGAUGCUGGUUUUGGAUGAUGCCAGGCACAAGGCCUUCCUCACACUUACCGAACAAGGAGUAGAGGCUGCUGCUGCUACCAGUCUAUCAUUCUCUCGCACACGCAACUCUUUCUCUGCCAUGAGGCCUUUCAUCCUGCUGCUGUGGAGUGACCAGGCCAAUGUGCCACUCUUUGUUGGCAGGGUGACCAACCCAUAACCAAGAGAGAGAGAGAGAGAGCGAGAGAGAGAGAGAGAGAAGUUCAAGAUAGAGUGAAGAUAACACAUGAGUAGAAAAGAUACAAUAAUAUGAUGGAUAAAAUGUAUGAUGUCAUCACUGUUACUGAAAGCUGUCUUGAACUUUCAAAAUAUGACAUGAAACAAUGUUAAGCCGGUGUUUUUAAGUGUUGCUUUCUAAAGCAAGAAACACUGGAUACAACUUUAAAGAUGAUGAUUUAAAAACAAAACAAGCAAAUAAAAAAAACACACACACA
This is a messenger RNA of Solea senegalensis (Senegalese sole), 2206 nucleotides long. RefSeq names its product serpin peptidase inhibitor, clade G (C1 inhibitor), member 1 (gene serping1). NCBI's taxonomy places the organism in Eukaryota, Metazoa, Chordata, Actinopteri, Pleuronectiformes, Soleidae. Gene Ontology annotation, molecular function: serine-type endopeptidase inhibitor activity. The coding region runs from base 136 to 1932 and encodes 598 amino acids. The transcript has 11 exons. Gene Ontology annotation, biological process: negative regulation of endopeptidase activity. The record is from RefSeq and is a predicted model, not a curated record.